CCGUCCCCGUGUGGUAACCUUUAACCGCCGCCCAUCCCAGCUGUUUCGUCAGUUGUUGAUACACGCCAACGUCUCCGGGUUUCGUUAUUUUUUUACUCGGCCAAAUCGGGAGCAUGUCGCCGCUGUGUGGCCUCCAAAACACCGGCAAGUAGCUGCUACAUCGUUCGAGAGAAGUUCUAGGGGAAGGAAAAAUGUCGUGGCGCGUGGCGAGGUUUGCGGUGGUCUUGGCGGCAUGUUUCUGGGCAAGAUUUGAUAUGUUCCAGUGCCAGUCCACAGACAACUGUGUCUCUCACAACUGUACCAACGGUGCCACAUGUGUCAGCAACAACUCCACCUCAAACUAUACAUGCUUAUGUCCAGAAGGCUUCGCAGGAGACCUAUGUCAGAUUACAGACUAUUGUGCCAGCAGACCAUGUUAUAACAAUGGCAGCUGUGUGAACCAGCCAGGUGGCUACAGCUGCAGCUGUCCCUCAGGCUACCUGGGACAGAACUGCGAAGCAGCCGUCAGCCGUUGUGCUACCGACAACCCCUGUCAGAAUGGAGCUGUGUGUCAAGAUUUGACACAAGGUGGCUACCAGUGCUUUUGUAAGCAAGGCUACUUUGGAGAAAACUGUUCACGAGAGAUUGAUGAGUGUGCCUCAAACCCCUGUGGAGGCAAUGAAACCUGUCACGAUGUGGUCAACGGUUACGUCUGUCAGUGUCCAAGUGCAGAAAUCAGCAGUGACAGCUGCCAAACCGACCCUUGCACCUGGAACAGGUGUGAGAACGGUGCCACCUGUACCGGUGCAGGUGAGAACUACACCUGUGCGUGUGCGGAGGGGUUCCAUGGAGCCCACUGUGAGAUGAACAUUGACGACUGCACCAAUGCCACAUGUCAGCAGUACGAAGUGUGCACGGACCUUGUGGCAAACUACAGCUGCUCCUGUCCACCUGGUAAGACUGGUGCUCAAUGUGAGUCUGACCUGGACUCCUGCUGGACUCAACCAUGUCUGAAUGGGGGUGCCUGUUCUCCUGCUUCCUCCACACAAUAUGGGACAAAUUACACAUGCAACUGUACAGCUGGAUUCAUAGGUCCAAACUGUGAAGGUGAUAUUAAGGAGUGCCUGUCCUCCCCCUGCCAGAAUAAUGGGACGUGCCAGGAGCCCAUAGGACAGGCAGGCUUCACCUGUCAGUGCCCUGAUGGUUACUAUGGCGAUCUCUGUGAGACCCCGCCCAGUGCAGUGAACUGUAGUAUCCAGGACCCAUGUGAAAAUAAUGGGACAUGUGUGGACACACCGCAAGGUACCAACUGCACUUGUACUUCAGGAUGGGAGGGGGGCACAUGUCAGGAGGAUGUGAACGAGUGCUCAACCUCACCCUGUCUAAAUAACGGCGUGUGCGAAAACCUGCCCGGUACAUACCGCUGCCUCUGUCCACCGGAAUGGACCGGCCUGAACUGCGAAGAGGACGUCCAGGAGUGUGCCUCGAGCCCCUGCUUGAAUAAUGGGACGUGCCACGAGGGGGUAGGAACGACUUACAACUGCAGUUGUAGUGAAGGGUUUUCAGGAAGAAACUGUGAGAUUGACAGUAGUAAUACUACAGAGUGUGGCUCUUCACCAUGUGUGAAUAAUGGAACAUGUGUGGAAAAUGGAGCAGAAAUGUACACAUGUAACUGUACAGACGGCUUUACAGGGCAAAACUGUGAAAUUCCACAGAAUGUGUCUACUGUGUGCACACCAAAUCCAUGUAUGAACAAUGGUACGUGUCUCGAAAAUGGCACUGAAAUGUACACAUGUAACUGUACAGAAGGGUUCACAGGAGAGAACUGUGAAACUUUGCAGAAUAUCUCUUCAGUGUGCACCCCAAAUCCUUGUAUGAACAAUGGUACAUGUCUAGAAAAUAGAUCAGAAAUGUACACAUGUAACUGUACAGAAGGGUUUACAGGGCAAAACUGUGAAACUCCACAGAAUGUGUCUACUGUGUGCACACCAAAUCCUUGUAUGAACAAUGGUACGUGUCUAGAAAAUGGCACUGAAAUGUACACAUGUAACUGUAAUGAAGGAUUCAUAGGGCAAAACUGUGAAAUUCCACAGAAUGUGUCUACUGUGUGCACACCAAAUCCAUGUAUGAACAAUGGUACGUGUCUCGAAAAUGGUACUGAAAUAUACACAUGUAACUGUACAGAAGGGUUCACAGGAGAGAACUGUGAAACUUUGCAGAAUAUCUCUUCAGUGUGCACCCCAAAUCCUUGUAUGAACAAUGGUACAUGUCUAGAAAAUGGAUCAGAAAUGUACACAUGUAACUGUACGGAAGGGUUUACAGGGCAAAACUGUGAAACUCCACAGAAUGUGUCUACUGUGUGCACACCAAAUCCUUGUGACAACAAUGGAACUUGUAUCGAAAAUGGCACAACUUACACCUGCAGUUGCACAGAGGGUUAUGAAGGUGUGAACUGUGAAACACCUGUAGCCACCUGCAAUGCCAGUCUGUGUCAGAACAACGGCACCUGCAAUGGAUCAGCUGACAACUUCACCUGCGUGUGUCCAGAUGGUUUCACAGGUGCAUACUGUGAGACAAGUGUUGACAGAUGUGGUCCCAACACCUGUAACAACAAUGGCACCUGUAUGGAUGAUGGAGUGAAUGUCACCUGCCUGUGUGCACCUGAAUAUACAGGCUCUUUCUGUGAAACGGAGGUAGAAUUAUGUGCUACAAGUCCUUGCAAUGAAACCACCAGCCUCAACUGUACCAACAUAUUCCCACUGGACUACAACUGCACCUGCAUCGAUGGCUACACUGGCAAAAACUGCAGCGAGGAGGUCAACGAGUGCGAAAGUCAACCGUGUUUGAAUAACGCGACAUGCCAGGACAUGGUUGGAGGCUUCACGUGCAUCUGUCCAGAAGGUUUCUAUGGUACUUACUGCGAAAAUGUCACGAGUAUGUGUGAGUUAAACCCGUGUAACGAGAACACAACUCUAAACUGUACCGACAUACCAGGAGGUUACAACUGCUCCUGCCUGCCUGGCUAUACUGGUAAAAACUGUACCACCAACAUUGACGACUGCAUCAGUCGGCCUUGCCAGAAUGGAGGGUUAUGUAUGGAUGGAGUGGAUUCCUACAGUUGCCAGUGUGUUGAUGGUUACUUAGGGGAAACAUGUGAGAUACCAGAUCUAUGCUUCAUGCAACCAUGUGAACACGGUGCAAACUGUACACUAGGUCAAGACUACCAAAACUACACCUGCUCCUGUACUGAGGAGUAUUAUGGAAGAAACUGUAGUUUGUACGACUACUGCCACAAUGUGACGUGCCAGAAUAAUGCGACAUGUAGUAUCAACGGUACAGGUUUCGUCUGUGAGUGUUUGCCAGGUUAUGUGGGAGAGCUGUGUGAUGUCUACGACUACUGUUUGGCAAAGCCGUGCGUACAUGGAACGUGCCAACUCCUACCUGAUAGUUACACCUGUAGCUGUGAUCCGGGCUAUGAGGGGACGAACUGUGAAAACGAUAUUGAUGACUGCGCAUCCGACCCUUGCCAAAAUGGAGCAACAUGUAUUGAGAGCGGUAUCGAUACAAGCGGGCAGUUCUACCUCGGGUACAACUGUACUUGCGUGGCCGGGUUUGUCGGCAAUAAUUGUGAAAAUGAGACAGACGAGUGUACUAGCAAUCCUUGUCUCAAUGGCGGCAGUUGUACCAAUCUUGUUAACGGCUACAACUGUACGUGCUUGCCGGGUUUUGAAGGCGACACCUGUGAAUUGGACAGAAGAGGCUGCGAUUCCAGUCCAUGCUUCAACGGCGCCACUUGCGAAGAACUUGAUGCGGAGCUCGGUACAUACAACUGUCUCUGUCCUUUCGGUUUUAACGGGACUUUGUGCGAAAACAAUAUCGACGACUGCACACCCAACCCUUGCUUGAAUGGUGGCAUCUGUGAAGACCUCGUUAACGACUUCAACUGCACGUGCCCCGAAGGAUUCAGCGGGCGUGGUUGUCAGGACACCAUCAACUCGUGCUCGCAGUCCCCAUGCCAAAAUGGCGGAACGUGCCACUACAUCGGAGCAUGUACGUGUGAGGAUCCUAGGAGCCCUGAAGUGAUCGCGUGCGGAGAGCACAACGAGACGUGCCAGAGAAUAGCUUGCGAGAACGAGCCACUGAACACGUGUGAAGUAAGAACUACAUCGUACGAGUGUCAGUGUGCUCCGGGCUACUCGGGUAGUGACUGUGAAGUAGAGACAAACGAAUGUAGCCCCAAUCCAUGCCAAAACAACGGCACAUGUACAGACUUGUUGAAUGCCUACUCCUGCAACUGUAAUGGGACAGGCUACAGUGGAGACGUGUGUACUGUUGACGUAGAUGAGUGUUUGGUCGCGGGAACCUGUGAAAACGGAGCGACCUGUGCAAACUUUCCUGGUGGUUUCAGCUGCCAGUGUCCUGUUGGAUAUGAAGGUAGCAUAUGUGCAGAAGAGAGCCCAGGUCCAGCUGCAAAUGCCACAGAUCCUUUUGUGUACAUAGUUAUUGCAGAGCAACUCCAUUUCCUUUCCCUCUUUCUGAUGAUAGGGAUUCCUAUCAUCCUGGUCCUGGUGAUUGUCAUCGCAGCGAUCAUCUACGGGACCCGGUAUGCCCGUAAGGUCCGGCGCAUGAAGGGGAAGUACAACCCAGCCGCUGCGGAGAUGGAGAUAGGAACUCCUCUGGAGAUGCUGGACCAGGAUACGGAGGAGAGACUUAUAUAGUCACACAGGAGGACAGAAUCAUACAGUAACAUGGUCUCCUGUCAAGGAAUUAUGUUUUGUACUGUUAGGUGAUGGGUCAGGGAGGGGUAAUGUACUGAAUUGACCACUUCAGUUUUACAAGUUUGCAGCUUCUGCUUGUUCAUACCAGGAUUUGCAAAGUCAGGAGGUUGGUUUGGUGGACUAAGAUAGAUCCGCUUUGGAGAUGAAUUCAGACACUCAUAUCAGGAUUCGCAAAUCGGGAUCACACCCGUGGCCUGAGUGAAUCUCGCUUUGCAACUCCUGGUAUUAACGGGGUCUUAGUGAUACACCAAAAAGCAGUUACUCAAUCAACUGGGUAUGAUUUUGGAAACUGUCAGACGUUUCAAACAACAUCCAGUGUUUUUCGUCAGUGACACAGAAGAAAUCUUUUUGUUCUUAGCUAUAGCAAUAUCAAGGUGACCGGUAUGCAGGGAAAUAACUGUAAAGCAAUAUGCUUUAAAGUGUUUUAUUUUAUAUACUUCAAAACGUGCUCAAACAUAUUAUAACUGUCAAGGCUAGAGAGGAGUAACAGAUGUGAUG
Messenger RNA from Branchiostoma floridae (Florida lancelet), 5255 nucleotides. Its product is annotated as neurogenic locus notch homolog protein 1-like. Gene Ontology annotation, molecular function: calcium ion binding. Lineage: Eukaryota; Metazoa; Chordata; Leptocardii; Amphioxiformes; Branchiostomatidae. The record is from RefSeq and is a predicted model, not a curated record. The transcript has 12 exons. Gene Ontology annotation, biological process: establishment or maintenance of epithelial cell apical/basal polarity; heterophilic cell-cell adhesion. Gene Ontology annotation, cellular component: protein-containing complex; plasma membrane. The coding region runs from base 192 to 4697 and encodes 1501 amino acids.